This is a messenger RNA of Parnassius mnemosyne (clouded apollo), 2658 nucleotides long. Lineage: Eukaryota; Metazoa; Arthropoda; Insecta; Lepidoptera; Papilionidae. The record is from the annotation of a GenBank genome assembly.
AUGAAAAAAGUUGAUGGAUACAAAAUAUACAAGUUCCCAUCAAAUAGACCUGUUAAAGCUUGCAUAUUAAUAAAAGAAAAUUCAUUUAGCACUCUUGGAAUCUCAGAAUACUCCAACUCUAACUGUUCCAUAGUACAAAUAAACAAGGCCGGCAAACAUAUCUACCUCCUUAGUGUAUAUAUAGAACCACGUAGCGAUAUAUAUGAUACCAUGAAUCAACUCAAACUAUUUCUAGAGAAAACUAAAGAUGCGCGUCACAUAAUUGGAGGUGACUUCAACGGCUGGCACUGCCUCUGGAACUCCAAAUUAAAUAACAAAAGAGGGAACACAAUAGCCAAUUUUAUACAUACUAAUGACCUAGAAGUUUGCAAUCAGGGCAAUACGCCCACUUUUGAAACUACUACACAUGGUGUACACAGAGACUCAAUUAUUGACCUUACACUAACCAGUAACUCCCUAGUAAACCAUGUUAUUGAUUGGAAAGUUAAUCUUGAAAUAUGCCCCUCUUCAGAUCAUAAUGGUAUUGAAUUUAAAUUACUUUUAGAUGAUCAUAGCAUAAAGAAAAAUAAAAAACUGUCAACUUAUAGAUACCACACUACCCGCAUAAAUUGGGACACAAUAGAAGAAAUAUUCAAAAAAGAAAUUGACAAAGCCCUUCCAAUACAAGAUAAUAUAAAUAAAUUAGAUACAGUGCAACUAGAAAGUCUUAUAGUUAACAUGACACUUGCAAUACAAAAUGCAUGCGAUCUAAUUUUGCCUCGUGCUCGAAGCAAAAAAUCACAAAACCCUUGGUGGUCCACAGAAUUAGAGAAUAUGAAAAAGGAGCUCAUAAAAAAACACCACACAAUUCAUCAACUCAAGCGUCGAGGCCUAUCACUUACGGAAGCACUUGAUGAGCGUAACAAAUUGAAAGCGGAGUAUACUGAAGCAUUAAAAAACGCCUCCAUCUCGAAUUUUAAAGAAUUCUGUAACAAACAGGGCAAAGAUGAUGUCUGGUCACUGACCAAUAAAUUACUUAAAACUAAACCUUUAACUCAACCACCAUCGACAGUAAAAUUAAAAAACGGUUGUUACACUGUAAAUACUAUCGAGGCGGCAAAUGUAUUUCUAAAUGAAUACUUCCCCGAUGAUACACCUGAUGUGACAGAACAACAGCGUGAAGCAAGGUUACUCAUGGAAAUCUCUCCAGAGACAACUUCCGACCCGUUAUUUACCACUGAAGAGAUCUUGGACUGCCUUAAAGUUAUGAAUCCUAACAAGUCACCAGGGCCCGAUCAUCUAACGUCAGACAUUUGCCUAAUGUUUGCGAAAUUGUAUCCUUCAAUGGUCACUUCAAUAAUGAACAGAUGUUUGGAGCUAAAAUAUUUCCCGAAAAUAUGGAAGAAAGCAUACAUCAAAAUAAUACCAAAACCAAACAAAUCUGACUACUACGACACUGCCGCUUACCGACCUAUAGGAUUAAUAAACGUUUUUGGAAAGCUAUUGGAAAAAUUGAUAAUUCAAAGAAUCACACACCACAUUAACAGUAAUAAUUUUGCAUGCAAUAACCAAUAUGGAUUUAAAGAACAAACUAGUACCGUACAUGCCUUAAAGAAAGUAAUAGAUACAGUUAAACAAUCCAAAUCAAACAAUGAACAUGUCAUAGCUAUUUCGUUGGACAUACAAGCGGCGUUCAACAAUGCUUGGUGGCCAUUAAUCUUCAAAAGACUGCACAAAAUCAAUUGUCCUAAAAAUUUAUACGACAUAAUGCUUAGCUAUGUUCAAGAUAGGAAAGCGCAGAUUGAUUUUGCAGAUAGCUCAGCUACAAAGACACUCACACGCGGCUGCAUUCAAGGAUCAGUUUGUGGACCAACUUGUUGGAAUCUGAUCUUGGAUGAACUUUUAGAAUGUAAACUACCAGGAGGGUGUCACAUACAAGCAUUCGCGGAUGAUGUGACGCUCAUUGUUCAUGACAAAAAUUUAAAAGUGCUACAGAACAAAACCAACCAAGCUUUAGAGAUGAUCACCAACUGGGGAUUCAACACAAAAUUGACAUUCGGACCUCAAAAGACGCAGGCAAUAGCAUUCACUAGAAAAGCUGAGAAAAGCAUAAUAAAAAUUAAUAACCAUCCUGUACAUUUUAAAAAUACAAUAAAGCUCCUUGGCAUUAUCAUUGAUAAAAAACUGAAUUUCACUCAACAUAUUAAAUCCGUCAUUGAUAAAGCGCAAAAUAUAUAUCAAAAACUCAUUAGAUUUGUCAGACCUACGUGGGGUUUACAUGGAGAUAAUAUAGACACAAUAUACAAACAAGUAAUAGAGCCAAUCAUCUGCUAUGCUUCUAGCAUAUGGCACGAUGCAAUAAAAUUUGAAUGUGUCCGGAAAAAACUUCUGUCGCUACAAAGAGGUUUUGCCAUAAAAAUAGUACGCGGAUUCCGAACCCUUAGUACAGCAGCGUCCAUUUCACUAGCUAACCUAAUACCCUUGCCUGCAAAAAUUUUAGAAACUGCUGAAAUCGAAAGUACAAGAAUAACAGGAAUAUCAAAAUUUUUACCUCAAGAUAUCACACUUGACGGACCAGCUCAACCUUCAACAAUUAUUCAUCCAGCUAAUAGAGUUAAAAUAAAUUUCAAUAUAGCUUCAAAAUAUGAACAUAUAGUAGAACAUCAGCUAGAAUUCUAA